Molecule: messenger RNA, 1582 nt
Organism: Prorocentrum cordatum
Lineage: Eukaryota; Dinophyceae; Prorocentrales; Prorocentraceae
Source: the annotation of a GenBank genome assembly
CGGGGACAGUCAGCGGGGGUCUGCGACCACGUGCGAACCCUACCCUCCCAGACCUGGACGGGGUCACUUUGCAGGGGCAGGUUGCCCCAGGGGGGGCACGGCCGCAGCCGAGCCCAUGCUGGACCCGAGGUGCGCGUCCUCCUUCUCCCUGCCCUCCAAGACGGCCGUGGACGCCGUGCCGAGGGAUGCCGCUCGGAAGCUGUUCGCCGCGCCCCAGACGGGCGCCAUGACGGUCACCGGGAAGCCGCCCGCGACAGAGAACAUGCGCUGUGUCUACCAAAUUGGCGUUGCCAAGUCCAGGUACAUGCCGGUGCUGAUCACCGCCUCGUCGCCGAUCGGCAGCUCCACGUCGAGGCAGUUGCACCCGCCUUUGAAGACCAUAGACUUCCUCGAAAACAAGGAGUUGAACAAGAUUGUGGGGGACAGCUCUAAAAGCGGCCGCUUGAAGCAGCCGGACGUGCGGCGGUCCGAGGGAACCGCGUACUCGAACAACUUCCAGGGUCACACGGGCAGGCGCCUCGAAGAGGCCGCGCGCCCGCUGGUGGGCCCGGAGGCGCAGGGCGCGUUCUCCUCCUCCCUGGCGGGCCUGGUGGCCCCAGGGGUGACCUCGUUCCCCAUGACGACCUCCCUGGACCACUUCGGCGCCCCCUACAGGGUGCUCGAGGCAGCAAACCAGGGGAGCUCGCAGAUGUGGCGGCCGCAGACGCAGCUCAUGACGCAGGCGCAGUCGCAGUCGCUGCCGGCCAUCCACCAGCCAUCGCGCGCUGGCCAGGAGGACUGCCAGAGCUCUGGCGGGCCGCCGCGGGCGCCCCGGGGCUGGCGCGGCGAGGCCUUGCCGGGGCUGGAGCUGGGGCACCACGUGCAAGGUGCGAGCGCCAUGCCGGGCAUGCGCUGGCCCAGGCAUGGCAACUUCAAGGAGAGGUAGAUCGGCAUUGUCACUCGCCCGUGAUGCGGCCUGGCAGUUUUUUGUCACAUGUUGUCUUGCCCUAUGAUGAUCGGGGGACUGGCUCCUCUGUUGGGAACUACAAGUUAUGUAUUGGCGCUAGUCUGAAGGACCAGUGCCAGAGCAUGUUCCAAUUUUUAGCGCUUGUCUGAAGGACUAUUGUCAGAGUACGUUCGCUUGUUCGUUGCGCUAUGAUGGGGAAGCGCUGGGAAGCUUUCCGCGGGAACCUCCGGGGAGGUCCCGCCGCCUCCCAGGAAGCCCCCCUUCUCUCUUAGCCGACCGCCCCCCUCGCCCCGCCUCCUCCUGCGCGCCUUCAGAAGGGGGACCAAAACAACAUGUUCGUUGUGGUCCAGGUGCGCGCGCCCGAGCGACGCGGGAAAACAAGUUCGCAUUCACCCCGCUAUGUCAUCUCGCGUAAAAUCCUUUUUGUUUGCGUCGCCCAGGUGGCGACCUUUGAAGUGACAGCGUGGCUUAGCGGUGCUUGCAGGCAUAGAAGCAGGGCGCAUGUGAUCCCAUAGAUGCGGCAUGUUCGGGCCCGCCGGCGCGCUGCUGCGGUGCACGGUGUGGUGGCCCGACCGCGCAGCAUAAGCUGACAGUGGCCCAGCGUUCCGCCUCGCGCGAGGAGUAUUCGUCUCGAAG